Molecule: messenger RNA, 1212 nt
Organism: Saccoglossus kowalevskii
Lineage: Eukaryota; Metazoa; Hemichordata; Enteropneusta; Harrimaniidae
Product: beta-1,3-glucan-binding protein-like
Biological process (GO): carbohydrate metabolic process
Molecular function (GO): hydrolase activity, hydrolyzing O-glycosyl compounds
Source: RefSeq, a predicted model, not a curated record
AUGGCCCACAAAGAAACCAGUACAAAUACAUCUGAUAACAAGCAAGACCGGUCCACUAAGUCAUCACUUUCGUCAUACGACAACUUCGCCAUGGAAGAAGGGGGUACAACUGCGAUACUUUAUGGAAAUUCCAGCUCGUGGAAAAACAGAAAUGACGACAUGGUCAAGAAAAGUAUAAGUGGUAGACCGCUGAUUAUUGUUCUUGUAUUCGCCCUGAUAGUCGUUCUCGCUACCGCCACUACGAUGAUCGCGUUAUUCGCUACUAAUAAGCUACCAGUUAGAGACAGCGUAAAGGACCAAGAUGAUUUGAAAUUUGAACCUGAACCUAAACCUAGGCCUGAACCUGUAGCUGAAGAUGAUUUGAUAUUUGAAGACACGUUUGAUACGUUCCGAUUUGACUGGUGGCAACACGAGAUGACAGCAGGAGGUGGUGGGAACUGGGAGUUCCAAUACUACACGAACAACCGUUCGAACAGUUACGUCAGGGAUAAUAUCCUGUAUAUUAAACCGACUCUGACUCUUGAUAAAUUUGGAAAUGAUGAACACGGCAUUUUGUAUGGCACACUGGACCUAUGGGGCCACACACCUGCUAAUCUCUGUACUGCAAUCCUUGAAGUUAUAUUAUAUUAUAUUAUAUUAUUCACAGCAAUAUGGAUGUUACCAAAGUAUAAUGAAUAUGGUGAUUGGCCAGCAUCUGGUGAAAUUGACAUUGUGGAAAGCAGAGGUAACGUGGACUACAAAUCUCCUGACGGAGUUUCACAGGGUGUGGAUAGCAUGGGUAGUACAAUGCAUUGGGGACCAUACUUUCCAUGGAAUGGAUGGAACAAAACGCACGCUACAAAAUUUUUCGUUGAUGAUAAAUUAACUUUAGAAGUCGAUCCUGGUGAAGACGGGUUCUACAAAUACGGUGGAUGGCAUGAGAGUAUACCAGAUGUGAUGAACCCAUGGGCUAAUAGUCCAAAUAAAAUGGCACCGUUUGAUAAAGAGUUCUACCUCGUUAUGAACGUUGCUGUUGGAGGUGUUUCUGGGUAUUUCUGGGACGGUAAUGUAAAUGGUGCGUAUGCUAAACCGUGGCUUGAUACUUCCCACACGGCGGCAAAAGACUUUUGGAACGGCAAAGAUCACUGGUAUCCAACAUGGAACCCGGAAUUGGAUAACGGAGAAAGCGCGGCAAUGCAGAUCAAAAGUGUCCGAGUGUGGAAAAGAGAGUAA